This is a messenger RNA of Pseudo-nitzschia multistriata, 3662 nucleotides long. NCBI's taxonomy places the organism in Eukaryota, Bacillariophyta, Bacillariophyceae, Bacillariales, Bacillariaceae. The record is from the annotation of a GenBank genome assembly.
UUAUAUCAACACUACACUAACUGCUUAUUGCACGUGAUUUUUACACGAACGAAACGUCCCUGGUGUAUGUUUAGUCGUUGUGAACGUUGCAGCUCAAGUCAUACUACGUCAAAUCCUAUUCCUACAUAUGGAGAAUAUUUUGCUACGGUACGAACUCAAUCUUUGCGCCAAACUGAGCAACUGUGAGUGAUCGAAAAAGAUUCUACAAAAAGCCUUGACGUGAUGCCCUCGUUCUUGUUUUGAUGAAUCCUCGUAGUUUUCUGUACAUUUUCCUCGCUAUUAUUUCGUCUAGUCUUUCUCUGUGAAGCUCGCUCAGAUGCUGAAAAAGUUGACAUUGAUUAUUUAGUAGAUCCAUUGAACAAUAUCGUAUCUAAAGCAUAUAAUCGCCCUGAAAGUAGCUCUGUACGUGUUUUAGAGAGAUGUCAAUCGAAAUGGAGCACAGUGCGAUAUCUCAUCCAUACUGAAUUCAUCCGUUGCGAAGCAAGAAAUUCUUGUUAUUUUCUCACUUUUCUUCCGCUUCUUCUCGAUAUCAUCAUCCUUAGCAGUAGUUGCGAAAACGAAAACUCCAGGAAGUUGUUGCAACGUUUUCCUCGCCCAGAGCGUAGCCCGAAAAUGUCUGUAGCGAAUCAAUACUCCCAACGUGGUCGCCUCUUGCGACAUGGCGAAGGACAAGGAGCUCGAGGAAAGCAGUGGUUUUCUCGGUCGAGGGACUUUUCUUCUGCCACGAGAUCCUUGCGCUCUGAGAGUCAUGCUGCGCCCAAUCACGUGCAUCGAAUGGUUGCAGCCCACAAUCAAAACAUCGAAAUGUCGCAAAUAUCGCAGCUGUCGAUGGAUUCGUUGUCUUCGUCCUACGGAACACAUUCUCACCCAACUGGUUUCGUCGACAGUAUUCCCCUGGGACAGCCCUCGAUUGAGAGCUAUAGUCAGGGGCACAGCCAUUCUUCGUCGAUCUCGCACCAACAGCAAGGCUGUAACGACCCACGAGAAAGGUUCGCUUGUUCGGAAUUUACGAGCUCAAGAAACGAAGAUGCAACAACAGCACUCAACAGCUUGCACAGUAACUCCAGAAGUUCUUCUUCGUCCUUGUCUAGACCAAAACGCAAGCCAUCACUGCUAACGACAAAGAAAAAAAGGAGGAAGAACGGGACGCAGAAAAUGCGCUUUGCUGGCCCAGGUGAUGAUCGAUUUGGAACUGACGCUCACGCAAUGAGCCAGGGCUCUUGGGGUACGAAUUUGUCGAUAUCCGCGUGUGCCUCGAAAUCACCAUCUAGAACUAGUGCACAAGAUAGCUCGCGAAGUGCUCAUCGAUUCCAGGCACAAACGCCUUUGGAUACUAGGACCCUUCCGCAUUUGGGUGGCAUCGGCGGCGCUAACUCAUCCUACCACUCACCACCACAAGAGCAGAUUCGCCACCGGAACGCCGGAAAACUUUGUGCCCUGCGAGAUAUGAGCGACAAUUUUGAUCACAGAUACGAGAGAUCAAACGAUUCUCGCCCGUUGGUGCUAAUAGGUUCUUUGAGGAGAAGUAGCAGCAGACACCCAUCGUUGUCGAUUGCGGACCGUACCUUUGCAAAAGCUGCGACUCCUCGUAAAAAGCUGGAUGUGCCAUAUCCUCUACUCGAUUCUCAACUGCGUCAGCAACAGCAUGAGAUACGGCGACAGCAACAACAUCAAAACCAAAUAAAUCCAAGUAACACUGAAACGGCAAUGACGGGGACGAACAAAGUUAUGGGGGAUAUGCUAGAGGAUAAUAAGUCCAAACAAGAAAAAUAUCCUUUAGGACAGGAGAAAGAGAACAGGGACGGCAAUAUUCGUACUGAAAUUGACACCGGUACUGAGGAUGGAGCUCAAGGGCAUACACAUUCACAAAGCGAACUGAUAGAGGAAAGAGAAAGCGGGAUGACCUCGUCGCUCAAUGGGACACMAGUACCAGCUGUAUGGAACGAAAAUGGCAAAUCUAAUACGAACGCUUUAUCUUCCACAAGCCAAAAUUGUAAUGGGAAUGGAUCAAACGCUGUCACCACGGCUGUUACUUCUCAAGAACACCAGCUUGAUUUGAUUGAACCCAGUAUUCUAGAAACUCAAAAGAAGCAGGGCAUGGCAGAUUUCAAAGAGCAUCUUCAAUCAUUACUACGUGAAAUGGAAUCGAAAUCGAAAACCAAUUUCAAUGAAAUUCUCCGCACCGCCACGUCUUGUGCCGAGUCCAAGUUCGUGGAGAAGAUCAAAACACUUCAGAAAACAACGCAAUCGGAACUCAAUCGGAAUGCUGAAGCACUUCGGGAAGCAACGACGUCCGAGCUUGACCGAAAAGCUGAAGCGACCCAGACAAUUGCGCAAUCUAAUUUAGAUCAGAAAAGAAGCGAGAUAGAGAAGUCGAUCGAGGACCUAGUCGACUCAGAAAAAAACAAGCUGGAAGAGACUAGUAUCAAGUGUGUGCAAAAGCUAGAACGUUUUACAGAGGGAAGUCUUAGCAGGCUUUCGAAGUUUACAGAAAAGUGGAUUGCGGGUAGUUGCAAGAAGAUCGCGAAUAGUCUCAAACCAUAUAUGUCCAUCGCUUCCGAAACAAAUACACAAUCCAAGGAAGAAGCUAGUGACGGUUUUGGGAAGAUUCCCAAAACAACGAAAUGCUGUCGAUCAGAUAUCAAAUCCACCAACAGUGAUCAAGUGAACACGAAAUCCUCCAGAUCCUCCAAAGAGAACUAUUCCGUUGGACAACAGCACUCUCCUGCCGAGAACGAAGUGAGUCUCACUCAGGGCUCCAACAAGAAAGGUUCACCAAAGAGUAACGGCGAAAAAGCGCAACUCCGACCGUUGCGGAGAUCAAAGCGUACGAGACAGUCAAGAAACCCUAACAGUAGCAACCUCAACAGUUGUACUCCAUUGCCUAAGGGAAAAGGUGCGAAGAAUUCUAUGAAAAAGGAAGAAGCGAAUGACUUGUCAUGUCCUGAUGGGAAAGAUCGCAUCGUGACAUCCGAGAGCGAGAUACCAUUAGCCGCUACUCGAAAGGACAAGGCUCUUUGCGUAACGCCAAUCGGAGAGGCGUCCGGAUCCAAACAGAAAGGACAGAAGAAACUAGCUGUGAGAGCUCGUAGGAGAUCGAUCGCUAAGCAGGAUGUUCCUCGUUCGAUAUCCCAUGGACAAAAAUCUCCUCAUGUUUCGCCAAUGAAAAUCAGACGACCUGAAACUCAUCGAAAUGCAAGUAAAAAUCACGUACCAUCCGAAAUCGUUGCGUACAGCAAUGUUUACCUGUCCCCACUCGAAGAUCCAAAACCAGUGGUUUACAAUAAGACUAUACGACCUCGCAGUGACAUUGCGCUCAAAACCAAGCGUACACGGAAGCCAAAGAGUAAAACCUCCAUCGGUAGAAGCAAAAGACGCAAAGGGGGGGCAAGAACAUACGCAAAGAGACCUAACCAUUUCGACAUGACAGAAAAAGACAGUUUCGAGUUUUGAAAUUGGAAUGCAAUAGAUAUGCGUGUGGUGACAAGAUGGAUUUGAAUCAUUAUUUCAUUUCAAAGCUGAGGUCUCUUCAUAAUUGUUUUUCAAUAUGCUGGCUGCGCAUUGUAUAUCCCAAAAGAGUUCUAGAUACUGUGACACAGUUUCAAAAAUACUUUUUGCCAUGCCACUAGAAUCCUAUCACAAAAAAAAGUAGGGCUAUUACC